This is a messenger RNA of Callorhinchus milii (elephant shark), 3505 nucleotides long. Its product is annotated as arrestin domain-containing protein 3. Gene Ontology annotation, biological process: protein transport. The coding region runs from base 83 to 1333 and encodes 416 amino acids. Gene Ontology annotation, cellular component: cytoplasm. The record is from RefSeq and is a predicted model, not a curated record. Lineage: Eukaryota; Metazoa; Chordata; Chondrichthyes; Chimaeriformes; Callorhinchidae. The transcript has 8 exons.
GGGGGGAAGCGGGGGGUGGGGGGUGUAGAAUUUUUUUUUUCCCCCACCCAAAAAGACAAGCACAUCAUCCUGCAAACAAACCAUGGUGCUGGGAAAGGUGAAGAGUUUUGCAAUAAGCUACGACUGUCCUAACGAGAAUAAUAUCCCCGUGUUUGCCAGUGGAGACUCGGUCUCUGGACGGGUUAUCAUAGAAGUUACUGGUGAAAUCAGGGUCAGAUCUCUGAAGAUCCACGCGAGAGGACACGCGAAAGUCCGUUGGACAGAGUCGAGAAACGCCGGUUCCAAUACCGCCUACACUCAGAAUUACACCGAAGAAGUAGAGUAUUUCAACCACAAAGACCUGUUAAUCGGACACGAAAGAGAUGAUGAUAAUUCAGAAGAAGACCUCACCACUAUCCAUUCAGGCAGACAUGAAUACCCCUUCAGCUUUGAGCUUCCACAGACACCACUAGCUACCUCCUUUGAAGGCAAAUAUGGCAGCGUGCGUUAUUGGGUGAAAGCCGAACUGCACAGGCCAUGGAUGCUGGUCAUGAAAAUGAAGAAAGAAUUUACAGUCUUUGAACACAUUGACAUUAACACUCCAUUGUUGCUGUCACCACAGGCAGGCACAAAAGAGAAAACUCUUUGUUGCUGGUUCUGCUCCUCAGGCCCAAUAUCCCUAAGUGCCAAAAUCGAACGGAAGGGCUACACACCAGGUGAAUCAAUUCACAUAUUUGCUGAAAUUGAGAAUUGUUCUUCCCGCAUGGUAGUGCCAAAGGCAGCCAUUUACCAAACACAGACUUUCUACGCCAAAGGCAAAAUGAAGGAAGUGAAACAACUUGUAGCCAACUUACGAGGAGAAUCCCUGUCAUCUGGAAAAACAGAAAGUUGGAAUGGAAAACUACUGAAGAUUCCACCAGUGUCUCCCUCGAUCAUAGACUGCAGUAUAAUCCAUGUGGAAUACUCGUUGAUGGUGUACGUAGAUAUCCCUGGAGCGAUGAAUUUAUUCCUUAAUUUACCACUAGUUAUUGGUACGAUCCCCUUGCAUCCCUUCGGUAGUCGGACAUCCAGCGUUAGCAGCCAGUGUAGCAUGAACUUGAACUGGUUAAGCCUCGCACUGCCUGAAAUACCCGAAGCACCGCCCAGCUAUGCAGAAAUUGUGUCAGAACAGCAACGACGGCACAAUCUAGUUUCUGCAGCGGUACGAGAUGAAUUAGAAAGAGUGUUUGAGGGACCAUUGUUCGCCUACAUCCAGGAGUUUAGAUACCAGCCUCCACCAGUAUAUUCAGAGGUUGAUCCUAAUCCCGAUCAGUCGAACCAGAAUAGAGAGGUGAGACCCUGUUCCUCCCGCUGAUGGACUUUCAAGUAACUUUGAAGACUGUUCUUUUGCGAGGGUUUUAAAAUGCUUCACUGCACUGUUGAGGACACAAGGACUGUGUCUAGACUCAACUGUUAAGAGGAAAGCCAGUGAUGCUAUAGCAAAACAAUGGACGGACAGAGAAAGGCUUUGCUAAUCAAAUCCAAACCCUGUGGCCUAGACAGAAGGCUGCUGAAGAUGCCUGAAGAAACCGUUAACUUUUUCAUGUGGCACAUGAGAGAAGCAGCCAAAGCAGAGAAUGGCCUCAAUGUGUCAAGACGUUCACACCAUUCUACUGGGGGAAUCUCAUCCCCCUUUAAUCUGAAAUUUGCACAUAUUAUUCAGUGCUUGUGUUGCGCUUCAUAUUCCAUUCAGUCUCUACAGCUAUUUUAUUUUUGUUGUGGUGGAUUGCAGGCCCCAGGCUUCAAACUGGUGAUAGUGUCUGAGGUCUGCAUAGUUAAACGAUCAAGUCAGCAGUGUACGAUAAAACUGACAAAAUGCACUGAUGUUACACAGCCUGGACUGUACCUGCUUUGCACGUGCUCAGUAUUGUCUUCUCAGGCUGGCCUUGCAACACUGACCUUCAGCUCAGACCUAAUUGUGGCUUCUUUUAAAACAUCAAAUGCCUUCAAGCCAAUAUUUGUUGCUGUUUGUUCUUUUGCAGCCCUAUUGUAGUAGAAUAGCAGCAGAUCAAAAACCUGGAAUGAAGCUACAGGGAAGAGUGGUUUCAUUUCAAUGUUUCGAGACUGUGCAUUUUGUUGUUUGGUCUUUCUUGCCUUUCUACUAUGAAAACCGAGUAGCUUUGUGUUUCAGACCUGCCUAAAACACUCAAUCUCAGGUGAAAUUGUCACUUGCCAAACUGUUGGUAUUCUUUCCUUUUUUUUUAUUGCACUGUUAUAAAAUGAGGGUUGCUCGCAAAAUUCAGAUGGACUUAGAAUUCCCUUUUUUAUUCCUUGCUCUUCCCCCACUCCCAUCCCCUCAAUCCUUAUAUUUUGACUGUAAAAUUCAACUUGGCAUUAAUGAGGCAUUAUUUGUGUAUUUGUAUUUUGAUGUCUUUGGUGACUCUAUUUUAACUUGUUCUUUGUGAACUGGGCCAAAAGUGGUUGGCAGAUUCCCACAAAAGAAAUUAGCAGUUUCAGAAAUUUGUAAAGAGUCAAAAAGGGCUUAAAGAUUUUGUUCCAUACUGGGCGUUUACCUGUUUCACCGAGGUCAGUGCUCGCAGGACCAGUAACAAGCUUUUCUGUCGUGAAACCGAGCCAAACUCUUCCAGUCAAAUCAGUCACACGACUGAGUACAAGUGGUCUUAUUCCACGAGUGGCCUUUAUUUUUUUUAAAGAAUACAAAUUUGACUGAAGUCUGCUAUUCUAUAGUGGCAAAUGUGCAGCACAAAAAUGGAAUAGUUACACAGGAGGGUUUGACUUUAUCCGCUUCGUGCCCUGUUUUGUGUUCUGUUACGUUGUGGAAUCCAAAAGGUCAUUUUGAAGUUCCGUAGCAUUUUUGCGAGUGCUCUUGAUUUACAAAACUUUUUUGGGGUCGUUGGCAUAAUGGGGCAUUUGGUGUUUCCAGUUGGGCAAACCCCUCUCCACUUCCCCCCUUUUUUCUGUUUUUGUUUCCAAGAAAACUAGGGAUCAACAAUUACUCACGUCUGCAGCAGGUGAGAAAACUAAUUCAGUUCUAUAUAAAAAUACAGAUCUAUAAAAAAGGGAUCGAUCAAUAUUGCUGUUCUGCACUCUUCAUCAGCCAAAGAUGGCUGGUCAAUACUAAUGACGGCUCUGUUUUUCUUUUGCUUUUCAAAUCUUGAGUUCUGUUUAUUGAAUGAAGUUCUCAGUACAGCAGAUAUAAAUGUAUAAGCUGAGACUCGACUGGUAUGGCAACAUUUUUUUAAAAAAAACACAAAUAUUGGUCGGUCCCUAAUUUAAAAAAAAGGACUUUGUCCAGUAUUUUCCUGAUUUAAAAAUUAGGAACAAAAUUUUUUUUAAAAAAUCCAAAAUGUUCUAGAAACCAAGUGCAAUAUUUAAUGUUUUUUGUAGUUUUUUUUUCCUGACUGUACAGAAUUUUUUUAGUUGGUGCUGUAAUUAUAUUUGUAGAUUUUGUUAAGGAGACAAAGAUCUAUGUUCUGUAUGGUUUAAUUUUUGUUUUAGCUCUUCGUGUAAAAUUAAAAUGUUUUGC